Messenger RNA from Carica papaya (papaya), 2796 nucleotides. NCBI's taxonomy places the organism in Eukaryota, Viridiplantae, Streptophyta, Magnoliopsida, Brassicales, Caricaceae. The record is from RefSeq and is a predicted model, not a curated record.
GUUUGAAAAUAUGCAGCCGAUGAUAUUUCAAAACUGAUUUCAUCAUCUUCAAAGGAGUUGUUCGUAUUUAAUGAUACUUUCAUUUUUUUAACAAAAUCAAAGUCUCCUUUUUUUCCAUCUAUGACAAGUUUUAAUAAAAAGUUUAAAUUAUUUAGUUUAAACUUUAUGCAUUUGCAGUGUAUUUUUUCUUUUUAAAUAAUGUAGAAUUUCGUGUGUUUAAUAUAUUUAACAUAUUUAUAUUAUACCUUGGGGUGUAUAGUAUGAGAGGAGAGUAAUGAAGUGAGUUGCUGCUGCUGCUGCUGCUCUGCUGCAACCUUUUUAAAACAUUCCUUUCAAAUCAUGGAAACCAGCUCAGUUUCCAAGCUCUUAACUUUCUUCCUCCUGCUUCUGCUUUUGGCCUCUGGGUUGAUCAACUGCACCGUCACCUACGAUAAUAAGGCUAUUCUCAUCAAUGGCCGAAGGAGAAUCCUCAUCUCCGGCUCCAUUCACUACCCAAGGAGCACCCCUCAAAUGUGGGAAGAUCUUAUAAGGAAGGCUAAAGAUGGAGGGCUGGAUGUUAUUGACACUUAUGUUUUCUGGAACGUUCACGAACCUUCCCCUGGCAAUUAUAAUUUUGAGGGAAGAUACGACCUGGUACGAUUCAUUAAGACAGUACAGAAAGUGGGGCUCUCUGCUCAUCUUCGUAUUGGACCUUAUGUCUGUGCAGAGUGGAAUUUUGGAGGAUUGCCAGUUUGGUUGAAGUAUGUCCCUGGUAUCAGCUUUAGAACAAAUAAUGGUCCUUUCAAGGCUGCAAUGCAGGGGUUCACCCAGAAAAUUGUCCAGAUGAUGAAGAAUGAGAGGUUAUUUGCAUCACAAGGUGGUCCCAUAAUCCUCUCUCAGAUUGAGAACGAGUAUGGGCCGGAAAGCAAGGAGCUUGGAGCUGCUGGUCGUGCAUACAUAAAUUGGGCUGCAAAAAUGGCUGUAGGACUGAAUACUGGAGUGCCUUGGGUGAUGUGCAAAGAAGAUGAUGCACCAGACCCUGUGAUAAAUGCUUGUAAUGGUUUCUAUUGUGAUUUUUUCUCUCCUAACAAGCCAUACAAGCCUACAAUGUGGACUGAGGCCUGGACUGGCUGGUUUACAGAGUUUGGUGGCACAGUUCACCAAAGACCAGUUGAGGAUUUGGCAUUUGCAGUUGCGCGUUUCAUACAGAAGGGUGGCUCAUACAUUAACUACUAUAUGUACCAUGGAGGAACAAACUUUGGACGCACAGCUGGAGGCCCAUUCAUUACAACCAGUUAUGACUAUGAUGCUCCAAUUGACGAAUACGGUUUAAUAAAGGAACCUAAAUACGGUCAUCUUAAGGACCUUCACAAGGCUAUUAAGUUAUGUGAACAUGCUUUAGUUUCGUCUGAUCCUACUAUCACUUCAUUGGGAAGCUAUCAACAGGCUCAUGUAUUCUCUCCAAAGAAGGGACAAUGUGCAGCUUUCCUUUCAAAUUACAAUAUGAAAUCGGCUGCUAGGGUGUUAUUUAAUAAUAGGCACUAUGAUCUCCCUCCUUGGUCCAUUAGCAUCCUUCCUGAUUGUAGGCAUGUAGUAUUCAACACUGCAAGAGUUCAUGUUCAAACUUCACGCAUGCAAAUGUUGCCGUCCAGUUCCAAGCUGUACUCAUGGGAGGCUUAUGAUGAAGAUAUCUUAUCGUUAGGGGAAAGAUCAGCAAUGACAGCUGUUGGACUUCUCGAACAGAUAAAUGUCACUAGAGAUUCUAGUGACUACCUGUGGUACAUAACCCAAGUAAGCCUACUAGAUAUCACAGCUUCCUGCUUGAUUGUUCCACACCUUAAAUCUUGGUUUUUCUCAUCUUACAAAAUUAAAUUUAAUGUGGCUAAUUUAUACUCCGAAAUUACAGGGUCAGCAUUUGGGACUCGGGAGAAUAGGAGAUUCACAUUUUCUGGACCAAUCAAUCUACGUGCGGGAACAAAUAAAAUUGCACUUCUCAGCAUAGCUGUCGGUUUGCCAAAUGUUGGUUUGCACUAUGAGAGGUGGGAAACGGGUAUCCUAGGACCAGUUUCGUUGCAUGGACUUGACCAAGGAAAGAAAGACUUGACUUGGCAGAAAUGGUCCUACCAGGUUGGUCUAAAAGGAGAGGCAAUGAAUUUUGCCUUACCAAAUGGAGCCUCGUCUUUUCAAUGGAGCAAAGGCUCACUAGCUACGCAAAGCCAGCAGCCUUUGACAUGGUAUAAGGCUUAUUUUGAUGCACCAAAAGGAGAUGAACCAUUGGCUUUAGAUAUGCGGAGUAUGGGAAAGGGGCAGGCAUGGAUCAAUGGACAGAGCAUAGGGAGAUAUUGGAUGAAUUAUGCAAAGGGUGACUGUCAUUCUUGUAGUUACUCUGGGACAUUCAGGCCUCAAAAGUGUCAAAGUGGAUGUGGGGAACCAACCCAAAGAUGGUAUCAUGUUCCGCGGUCCUGGUUAAAGCCAACAAGAAAUCUGUUGGUACUUUUUGAAGAACUUGGUGGAGAUCCAUCAAAAAUAUCUCUGGUAAAGAGAAUGGUUACUAAUGUAUGCGGUAAUGCCUAUGAAAAUCACCCAGCCAUGUAUGAUUUUAGCAUUGCAUACCACAAUGAAUCAGUCAGAAUUCCCCAGUCAACAUUUAGUCUGAGCUGUGCACCAGGGCACUCAAUAUCAUUGAUUAAAUUUGCAAGUUUUGGAACUCCAUCUGGAACUUGUGGGGGUUUUCACAGGGGGGCAUGCCAUGCGCCUAACUCCCAUGCCAUUGUUGAGAAGGCAUGUCCAGAACCAUAAACUCCAUGCUUUUUCUUU